Molecule: messenger RNA, 6181 nt
Organism: Salvelinus fontinalis (brook trout)
Lineage: Eukaryota; Metazoa; Chordata; Actinopteri; Salmoniformes; Salmonidae
Product: CMP-N-acetylneuraminate-beta-1,4-galactoside alpha-2,3-sialyltransferase-like
Exons: 12
Coding region: 292-1440 (382 amino acids)
Molecular function (GO): sialyltransferase activity
Source: RefSeq, a predicted model, not a curated record
AGUCCACGUUGAAAUGACAUGUGUGCACAGUGGGAUGUGAGGAACAUGCUGUUGAGCAAGAUGGUUUGGAGAAAAAAGAACGGGGCGCGAGCGAGCGGUCGCGUGAUUUAAAAAAAACAUUUAGGGAGAUUUUCUGAAGUCUGAACGUCUUCAAUUCUGCUAAACUGAGUUCUCGGGAUUAACAUGAUGAUGGUCGGUGAAGGAGGGGGAAUACGGUGGCGACCUCUUCGUUGUUUAAACUAGUCUAGCCUUUUCUCAACGGGCAAAUCUGAAAAAGGAGAGGAUAAGGUGAUGUGCCAUGUGAAUGACGUGAGAACCACCAUGAAGCCCUCACACAAGCUGCUGUUCGUCCUGUGCCCCAUGCUGGUCGUGGGCUUCAUCUACUACUCCUCUGGGAAGCUACACCUGCACGUAUGGGGCCAGAAGCCACAGUUGGAAGCGGACAUUGCUCUCACCGUGGGACGAAUAGUAGGCCCAGUGUAUGAUAAGCAGGGCUUUCUGCUGAAGCUGGAUGGACAGUUGCCGGCGGAGUUGGCGUACAAGUAUGGCAACCUCAGCGAAGGAGUUUGCAAGCCGGGCUACGCAGCGGCCAAGAUGACCGCCAUCUAUCCAAAGUUCAUGAAGCCAGCUCCCAUGUUUCUCGACCGGAACUUCAAGCGGCUGGCCAAAGUCCGCAAUUACUUGCCUCCAUUUGGAUUCAAAACACAAGAAAGAAUCAUAGACAGUAUUCUAACUGCCACAAAGAACUAUGGUUUGGGUGAAGACCUUGACAGUCUUGGUUGUAAAAGAUGCAUUAUUGUGGGCAAUGGUGGUAUCCUGGCCAACAAGUCUUUGGGCUCGCGCAUAGAUGAUUACGACGUUGUGGUGAGGUUGAACGAGGCUCCUGUGACUGGUUUCGGCAAGGACGUGGGCACCAAGACCACCAUGCGCAUCACCUACCCCGAGGGGGCCAUUCAGAAGCCUGAGCGCUACGAAAAGGACUCGCUUUUCGUCUUCUCCGCCUUCAAACCGCUGGACUUCAAGUGGCUCAGACAAAUGGUCUUCAAAGAGAAACUGCGGGGUACAGAGGGCUUCUGGAAGUCUGUGGCACACUACGUCCCCAGGGAGCCCACAGAGAUGCGCAUCCUCAACCCCUACUUCAUCCAGGAGGCUGCCUUCCAGUUCAUCGGCCUGCCGCUCAAUAACGGCCUCAUGGGCAAAGGGAACAUUCCAACCCUGGGGACCGUCGCCAUAACAAUGGCGCUGCAUAACUGUGAUGAGGUGGUGGUGGCUGGCUUCGGUUAUGACAUGAACAUGCCUCACGCACCCUUGCACUACUACGAAACAGUCAAGAUGUCCGCCAUCAAAGAGUCCUGGACACACAACAUAUCCAAGGAGAAGGAGUUCCUCCGCAAGCUGGUGAAGGCCAACAUCAUCACGGACCUGACUAAUGGGAUCUGAGUCUGACCAUCCAAGAGGUUUGCCUUUUCCCAAAAGAACUACAGAACAGAGGAUGCUGGGAAUUAACCUGGGUGGUGGAGGGGAGAGGACCCUUAGAACCCAGACCCUGGUGGUCUGCACACUGCCUGAGUUUUUAUGUAGAGGAGAUUUAAGCGGAUGACUCGAUGGAAAGGCGCACAUAUGUGCCUUCUGACCCAGAGGCUCCUGUCUGACACAGCCAAGAGGGACGGGCAUGGAUCGAACGCCAGUGAGCGGACAAUCGGACAACCGCGUUUACCGUUUUGAAACCAGCGAGCAUCGAAUGAACACAUGAGUGGUAUGGAAGAGAAGGACGGAAGGUCUGACAGACAGAUGUAGAGACUGACAGACUGCAGGAGAGAGACAGAGGGACAGAUAGUUACAGCAGUGCCAAAUGUACCUCGUUACAAAGGGGGGAGGAGAAUACCUCUCCCUCUACUGCCUGAAUGUAUUUACUUUAACAGUGUAAAUGUCAAAAAAAUGUACUAUGCUUUUUAACAAGCUCCAGCGACCUCCACCCCAUCCCCAGUUCUCUCAGUACUGUCUUUCCCGGCGAGCCUCCAUCCAGGCCUGGUGGGGAGAAACCUUUUUCAAACCUCUAUCUCCCCCUUCUCACUUCCAUAUCGGCAGGUGUUUUCCCCGUGCGUUUUGAGAUUAGCAUUUCAGAUUUUAACAGGAAGUUUAAAUUGGAUUAUUUUAUUUUGGUUAAAUGUAUUUAUAAUUUAAGGCUGAUAGAGCACUAACUAUCUUUUCCUUCUAACAGUUUGCCUUAACGUGCUUCCUCAAUGAUUCAUAAAUUGUUGAGUGGAUGUCCCUCAAAUCCUAGUAUUUCUAAUAUGGCUCUUCACAAAAUCAGAACAAUUAUAUUUCCGGUCGAAAACGUUCUAAAUGAAGAUACCACUUUUUAUUUUUUAUUUUUACAAACACAGGAGCUUGUUGAAUUGUGUUGUGAAUAUCAUUAUGUGAGCGGUGAGACAGAGAGCCUAGGCCUAGGUUACCAGCCACGCAGCGAGAGAGUGGAGAUGGGAACUCUCCAUUAUUUGUGUGGCGCUGAGAAACAUUCCUAAUUUGUCCACAUGCAGAGCUUAUGUUCCCUUCCGCCAUGAAACUAUAUGUUGCCAAGUUUAUUUUCCCUGACUCGUAGCACAUGCGAAAAUAGUUAACUUAACCUUUAUUUUUAUUUCCCCUGUUAUGAUGGUUGAAUAUACACCAUUGUGGAAACAGUGAAAUCCCUGUUUUAGAGACCACAACCCGGUAGAUGGAUACACAGUUAAAGGGCAAGCAGGUGUUUGUUUACGAUAAUUCUGUUUAAUAUCAGUUCAUUAUUACAUGAAUGAACCUUGCACAGGCUAUAUAAAGUUUAAACCUGUGUGGCUGGUAAAAGUUUGAGUAGCCAAUUUUUGCAGCCUUAUAGCCUAUUCGAUUCUGGGAAUUGUUUGUUUCAAUUUCAAACAAUAUUGAAUGUAAAGGUAUUGUUUUAUGUCGGCUAUAGGCUUUCAUUAGUUAAGAAGGCUAAUUGGAAGGCUCUUUUUAAAAGCGAUUUGAGUUGUCAAUGUGCUGCAUUGUGAAUUAUAAGAGAGGCUUAUCGUUAAUUCAUGGCAUUCUUUUAUCCAUAUCUUGAAUAGACAUGCAGACAAAUUAAUAGAUGGAAGGGGAACACCUAUUACCCUCCUACUCUGGAGUCAUAAAAAUAAUUGAAAUAUAUACAUUUUUUGGCGGAUCGGCUCUCUGAACAAUUCUAUGUGGUUGGUUCGGGUUGUGGAGAAAAAUCUGUCCUGAUGUCAAAUAUCGGUUGGGGCUCGGAAUUGAUGUGCCUGACCCUGGCAAGACUCUAGAUUGCAGUAAAUUAUCCACAGGAGGUGUAUUAUAAUAUCCUUUUGACUUGCAAUAUUAAACCCAGACUGGUAUUACAAUGUGAAAGCUUACUGGUCCCAAGUUUCUCAGCAAAAACCGCAAUUUUUUUUGUUAGUUACAGUUCAGUAUUUAAGUGUUGCUCCGUGCAUAGCAGUGGUUCAGUAUUGACCAGAUAAGACCACGCUAUGGUUGCCUUUUCUGCCUCCCUCGCUGCUUCCCUCAACAUCAACAAAACUUAAGAAUGUCAAUUUUAAGAUUUGAAUAUUUAAAAAUGUACCGAAUGUAAUAAUCAGCUUUAUAUGGUGAAUUUUAUUCUGACAUGAUAAGUUUUGUUUUGUUUGUACUAUUUUUGGGGUGACAUUUGAGUUGUUUUUUUGAAAGUCAGUCAUUUUCUGAGGCUUUUUUAAAUACUUUUAUUUUUUUAUUGUGCUUCCUGGACUGGACAGGAAUUUAAACAGAAUUGACCCCAACCCUGUUUUUCCAGCCUGGUCACUAAGCAGAAUAUAACUAUUAAAACUGGAGACAACAAUGACUUCAUACAGGAAACCUCACCAUAUCACCCAUUGGUAGAGGUCUAUAUCAGUUCUCACCUUGCCCUGAGCAAUCAAUCACUGGCAAGGUCGUUAAACUUCAAAUCACAAGUGUUGCUGUUUCUUUUUAUAUUAUAUAUACAGUGCCUUCAGAAAGUAUUCAUUCUCCUUGACUUAUUCCACAUUCUGUUACAGCCUGAAUUCAAAAUGGAUUUUCUCACCCAUCUACACACAAUACCCCAUAAUGACAGUGAGAAAAUGUUUUUUUUUUUUUUUUUAUGUAUCACAUUUAUGUAAAUUAGAUAUUUAUGUAUUUUUUUUAAGAUAAGUAUUCACACCUCUGAGUCAAUACUUUGUAAUCGCCACCAAAGUUGCUUCUACAUCUGUCUUUUUGGUUAAGUUUCUAGGAGCUUUGCACAUCGGGAUUGUACAAUAUUGGCCCAAAAUUAUUUUUCAAAUUCUUCCAUCUCUGUCAACUGUAUAGUUAAUCAUUGCUAGACAACCAUUUUAAAGUCUUGCCAUAGAUUUAAGACGAUUUAAGUUAUAACUGUAACUAGGCCACAGAAGCAUUCAAUGAUGUCUUGUUAAGCAACUCUAGUAUAGAUUUGGCCUUGUGUUUGAGGUAUUGUCCUGUUAAAAGGUGAAUUUGUCUCCCAGUGUCUGUUGGAAAGCAGACUGAACCAAGUUUUCCUCUAGAAUUUUCCCUUUGCUUAUAGCUGUAUUCCUCUUAUUUUUGUCCCCCAAAAACUCCAUAGUCCUUGCCAAUGACAAGCAUACCCAUAACGUGAUGCAGCCACCACCAUGCUUGAAAAUAUGAAGUGGUAAUUGGAUUUGCCCCUAAUGUAAUGCUUUGUAUUUAGGACAAAAAGUAAAAAUUCUUUGGUACAUUUUUUGCAGUAUUACUUUAUUGCAAACAGGAUGCUUGUUUUGUAAUAUUUUUAUUCUGUCCAAGCUUCCUUCUAUUCACUCUUGUCAGUUAGGUUAGUAUUGUGGAGUAACUGACUGGGUGUAUUUAUGCACCAUCCAGAGCCUAAUUAAUAACUUAACCCGAUGCUCAAAGGGAUAUUCAGCGUCUGCUUCUUUCUUAUUUUUAUUUUUUUACACACAUCUACCAAUCAGUGCUCUUUGCGAGGCAUUGAAAAACCUCCCUUGAAUCUGUGCUUGUAAUUCACUACUCGAUUGAGGGCCCUUAGAAUUAUCUGUAUGUGUGGGGAUUAGAGAUGGGGUAGUUACUCCAUAAUCAUGUCAACCGCUAUUAUUGAACAUGGAAUGAGUCUGUGCAACUUAUUAUGCGAUUUGUUAAGCACAUUUUUAUUCCUUAACGUAUUUAGGCUUGCCAUAACAAAAGGCUUAAAUAUUUAUUGAUUCAAGACAUUUCGGCUUUUAAUUUCGCAAUAAUUUCUAAUAUUUUCUACAAACAAAAUUCCACGUUGACAUUAUGGGGUAUGGAGUACCACAGUAUGUGUCAAAAUACCAAUAAAACCUAGUGGUCAAACGGUAAUGGUUCCAAUCGUUUCUCCACCAUUCAUUUUUCCCAUAGGGGAUUUUGGAAACACUUCAAAUAAAGGGGCUGUGUUUAGUGUAGGCUUACCCUGGCGUGACAUUUUAUUAACCAUGUAAAUCUCUCUCGGACAAAGUGACUUUUAUAAAUAUAUAUUUACCUGUAUUUACCCCCCAAAAUCAAAUAAUUAGCUGCUAAUGUGGCUAUCAUAAAGAACUACAAAUGCCAUGAUGAUCUGGAUUGAGACUGCGAAAUCGAGGCAAAGGUAAACAUCUCUGGAUUAACCAUCUAAUGCUAGCUAAGUAUAGUAAUGAAUAAAUAGGCUACAUUUCUUUAAAUGGACAAUAAAUUGACACAAUACCUGUCAGCAAAAGUAUCAGCUAGAAAUGAUGUGCAGUAGUUUUGCAUGAUGUCUACUUUUAUGCCUAUUAGCAUUUUUGAAUCUGAGAGUAAGUAGAGCCGGAUAUAUUGAUGAAAGUCACCUUGUCCGAGAGAUUUACAUGGUUAUCAAAAUGUUAUGCCAGGGUAAGCUUACACGAAACAAAGCUCUUAUUUUAAGUGUUCCUAAAGUGAAUGGUGGAAAAAUUAUUGGAACCUGUUUUGACCGCUAGGUUUUAUGGCACCUCCACUGUGGUGCCCUAUUGUGUGUAGAUCAGGGACACAAUCUCAAUUGAAUCAAUUUGAAAUUCAGGCUGUAACAACAACAUUUGGAAAGAGUAAAGGCUUGUGGAUACUUUCUGAAGGCAUUGUAUAAGCGUCUGUGUGUGUAUAUAUAGACUUUGUCCUAUCUGCGACUUGUUAAUAAAUACGUUGACCCUUUGGUCGCUUGGUAAGGUGA